Molecule: messenger RNA, 1271 nt
Organism: Pocillopora verrucosa
Lineage: Eukaryota; Metazoa; Cnidaria; Anthozoa; Scleractinia; Pocilloporidae
Biological process (GO): Notch signaling pathway
Molecular function (GO): Notch binding; calcium ion binding
Source: RefSeq, a predicted model, not a curated record
CGAUGUAUUUUAAAGAUCAAUGCUUCCUUUUCACGAUGCUUCCCUUUGGUUUUGUGUCUGUUCUUUUCUUCUCAUGGUUUCAUUGCCGGGCUGUUGCAGACCAAGAAACAAAAGUCGUCGAUGUGCGAGGUAAACCUCUCAGCCGAGGUACAGUUAAAGGAAUGGCUUAUGCCAAAUUUAAGGUUCACAAGUUUUCCUACCUCAACAUCACUGCUAUUGGUUCGCAUUAUGUUGGAAAGGGCAGUGAGUGUGGAUUUGCUUGCGUCAACAUUCCGUCGUGUUUUUCGUUUAACCUGGCUGAAUUUCAAGAUAUCAAUGGCAAAGUUCUGUGUGAAUUACUUCCAUCGGAUUUGUACAACAACUCAGACAAGCUUGUCCCUAUUCAGAGUCACCAUCACUUUAGUAUCGCAUCUCCAUGUUUCAAAUGGCCUUGUCAGAACAAUGGGAAAUGUGCGGCACAGUACGAGAAGAACAGUUACGUGUGCGUUUGCGCGAAAGGAUACACAGGGGAACAUUGUGAAACGGAUAUUGACGAGUGCAGUGCUUCCAUCAGGCCCUGUGACGUCAAUGCAAACUGCCAGAACAGUUAUGGCUCCUACACAUGUUCAUGCAAAAGUGGAUUUUAUGGGAAUGGAAAAACAUGCUGGACUCUCAUCGCUCGAUUCUCAAACAGCGAUGGCAAGAAUUGGAUGCGUGACGAUGGAUUUUGGUGGUAUGACCGACAAAUUGCCACUGGAACGACAAACAACCCUUUAGUGAACGACGAUAUGAUUUCAACAGCCUUUUGGUCGAUCAGCGGCAGAGAAAUAAAGAUCACGCGCAGUGACGACCCCAGCCACAACCCUUUGUUACAGACCACAGGUAACUGUUUGGGUGGACAAACAUUCCGAUCUAAAAUCACAAGUUAUGGCGACUUUAGAAAUGGCAAGGUCUGGGCCAGUGAUCAGUGUCUGGGAAGUUGUACGGUUCAAUAUGGCGGACAAUAUAAUUCAACAGACGGGUUUCAACAGGCUGAUUGCAAUGGAAACAUCCAGAGCGCUAAGAGGAUCGGCUUCUGGUGUGACUGGGAAAGUGGGGAUGGAGCAGUGGUGAUGAUUGGUGGGGGAGGAAGUAGAUGUGCACGUGCUGAUCAUGGGAUUGGGAUCACAGAAACUAACGAAGCUUCUUUUGUUGACCUGGGAAGCAGUGCCACUGAAUAUGACUUUGGUUACGAUGCUAACAUAAAUAACGCUCCAACCCAGUCUUACUCGUUGAAUUUGUGGAUCCGUUAG